GGCUCCGGCGGGCGCUGCGCUGCCCCCGCCCCGCCGGGCUGGAUAUGUGGAUGCUCACGUGAAGAUGGAUGUAGCGAUCGGGCUGCUGGGGCUGCUGACGGUUCUGCUGGAGGGCAGCUCCGGCCAAGGGGUGUACGCACCCCCCACGGUGCGGAUCGUGCACUCGGGCCUGGCCUGCAACAUCGAGGAGGAGCGCUACUCGGAGCGCGUCUACACCAUCCGCGAGGGAGAGACCCUGGAGCUCACCUGCCUGGUCACCGGCCACCCCCGGCCACAGAUCAGGUGGACCAAAACAGCAGGAAGUGCCUCUGACAGAUUCCAAGAUUCCAGUGUCUUCAACGAAACCCUGAGGAUCUCCAACAUCCAGAGACACCAGGGAGGCCGCUACUACUGCAAGGCUGAGAACGGCCUGGGCUCCCCGGCCAUCAAAUCCAUCCGAGUGGACGUCUACUAUUUGGAUGAUCCCAUAGUCACGGUCCACCAGAGCAUCGGGGAAGCCAAGGAGCAGUUUUAUUAUGAGAAGACCGUGUUCCUCAGGUGCGUGGCCAACUCCAACCCGCCCGUGCGCUACAGCUGGCGCCGUGGCCAGGAGGUGCUGCUGCAGGGCUCCGACAAGGGGGUGGAGAUCUACGAGCCCUUCUUUACCCAGGGAGAAACCAAGAUCCUGAAACUGAAGAAUCUGCGACCUCAGGACUACGCCAACUACAGCUGCAUCGCCUCGGUGCGGAAUGUCUGCAGCAUCCCGGAUAAAAUGGUGUCCUUCCGCCUCUCCAACAAAACCGCAUCCCCUUCCAUCAAGCUCCUCGUGGACGACCCCAUCGUGGUGAACCCUGGAGAAGCCAUCACCUUGGUGUGUGUGACCACCGGGGGGGAGCCGGCACCCAGCCUGACGUGGGUGAGGUCUGUGGGGGUCCUGCCCAACAAGACUGUCCUGAACGGGGGCACCCUGACCCUUCCCGCCAUCACCUCCGAGGAUUCCGGCACCUACAGCUGCAUCGCCAACAACAAUGUCGGCAAUCCCGCCAAGAAGUCCACCAACAUCAUCGUAAGAGCCUUAAAAAAAGGACGCUUUUGGAUCACCCCCGACCCGUACCACAAGGACGACAACAUCCAGAUCGGGCGGGAGGUGAAGAUCUCGUGCCAGGUGGAAGCCAUUCCCCCGGAGGAGCUCACCUUCAGCUGGUUCAAGAACGGGCGGCCCCUGCGCAGCUCGGAGAGGAUGGUGAUCACCCAGACCGACCCCGACGUGUCCCCAGGCACCACCAACCUGGACAUCAUCGACCUCAAGUUCACGGAUUUCGGGACCUACACCUGCGUGGCGUCCCUCAAGGGAGGCGGCAUCUCGGACAUCAGCAUCGACGUCAACAUCUCCAGCAGCACGGUGCCCCCCAACCUGACGGUGCCUCAGGAGAAGUCCCCACUGGUGACGCGGGAAGGGGACACCAUCGAGCUGCAGUGCCAGGUGACAGGGAAGCCCAAGCCCAUCAUCCUGUGGUCACGGGCUGACAAGGAGGUGGCCAUGCCCGACGGGGCCCUGCAGACCGAGAGCUACGACGGGAUCCUGCGGAUCGUCAACGUUUCCCGGGAAAUGAGCGGGACCUACCGGUGCCAGACCAGCCAGUACAACGGGUUCAAUGUCAAACCCAGAGAGGCCUUGGUGCAGCUCAUCGUGCAGUACCCCCCGGCGGUGGAGCCGGCGUUCCUGGAGCUGCGGCAGGGCCAGGGCCGCGCGGUCACCAUGAGCUGCCGCGUGCUGCGCGCGUACCCCACGCGGGUGCUGAGCUACGAGUGGCGCCUGGGCGGGCGCCUGCUGCGCUCGGGCCACUUCGACCUGCAGGACUCCACCGAGUUCACCGUCAGCAGCCUCUCCCGCGACUCCUACGGCCUCUACAACUGCAACAUCAUCAACGAGGCGGGCACCGGCCGCUGCAGCUUCCUCGUCACAGGAAAAGCCUACGCCCCGGAGUUCUACUACGACACGUACAACCCGCUGUGGCAGAACCGGCCGCGGGUCUAUUCCUACAGCCUGCAGUGGACGCAGAUGAACCCCAGCGCCGUGGAUCGGAUCCUGGCCUAUCGCCUGGGCAUCCGCCAGGCCGGCCAGCAGCGCUGGUGGGAGCAGGAGAUCACGGUGAACGGGAACAUCCAGAAGGGGGAAUUGAUCACCUACAACCUGACGGAGCUCAUCAAGCCCGAGGCCUACGAGGUCCGCCUGACGCCCAUCACCCGGUUUGGGGAGGGGGACUCCACCAUCCGGGUCAUCAAAUACAGCGCUCCGGUGAAUCCACAUCUCCGAGAGUUCCACUGUGGCUUUGAGGAUGGGAACAUUUGCCUUUUCACUCAAGAUGACACCGACAACUUUGACUGGACAAAACAAAGCACUGCCACGAGGGACACUAAAUACACACCCAACACGGGGCCCAACGCCGACCGCACCGGCUCCAAGGAGGGUUUUUACAUGUACAUCGAGACAUCCCGGCCCAGGCUGGAGGGGGAGAAGGCCCGACUCGUCAGUCCCGUUUUCAGCGUCGCUCCCAAAAAUCCCUACGGAGCCACCAACACGGCCUACUGCUUCAGCUUCUACUAUCACAUGUAUGGACAGCACAUAGGAAGUUUGAACGUUUACCUGAGGCUCAAAGGCCAGACUGCCAUAGAAAACCCCUUGUGGUCCUCGAGUGGGAAUAAGGGACAGCACUGGAACCAAGCCCGGGUGAACAUCAACCCCCCCACCUCAUUCCAGCUCAUCUUUGAAGGGAUCCGUGGCCCUGGAAUCGAAGGGGACAUUGCUAUUGACGACGUGUCCAUUGUGGAAGGAGAGUGUAUGAAAUCAGACCAACCGGCCAACAAUCUACGAUCAGGUGCUGUUGGGCCAUUAGCACAUAUACGACUUCUCCCACUCCUCAUCCUCAUGUCUGUCUUAAGUCAUCAGAGGUGACCUUAUCCUGGCAGAGGCUACAAAAGAUUCACCAGGCACUGGCAUGAAGAAAGAGUCUUUGUAAAAUGGACAUUUCCAAACAAACUACCAAAGAUUCCUCCACUGACUGACUCGAAAGUUAAAUAAAUACGUAAAUAAAUAAUUUAAAAAUUUUUAAAAAAGCAGAUUAAGAAAGCACUGGGGACUUGAAAAGGCAUCACGGGAGUGGAACUCACUAAGAACCAAGCUUGAGACCGAGAUCUGGCCUAAGUAAGGAAGAGACCUUCAGGUGCUUUUGUGGUCACUGAUGAAUUUCAGCAUCAUCUGGUUGAACUCUCGGCAAAGAGCUCUAGAAACCCUUGUCAAAGCACAAAGUCAUGGCUGGUUUUGUUUCAAAUGAAUCGUUUGCUUGUUACCAUGGAAACCGAAUGGCCUGCCAAAAAAAAAAAAAGAGGAAGGAGAGAGAGAGAGGAAAUACAAACACACAGAGAGAGAGAGAAACACCUCACUGUAAACAGGGUACGUGAAGAGCUGGCGUUCAUUUUCCCUUCCCGAAGGUUUUUAGCGUAGAGUUAAACAAAUGUCGGCCCUUUCUGCUUCGGCUGUCACCUCCCCUCGAGGACAACCCGGAAUCGGAGCUGUUUGCAGACAUUCCCGUUUCAUUCCUCACGGCUCUGCUUGGUGACUGUGUGCUGUCUCCUUUUGCAUGCAUUCCCACCCAGGACGUGCCACCUGGGCUUACAUUUGUCACAGGCUUCACUGGGAGUUUGCUCGCGGCCGCUGGAAGAUCCCUCUCCCCUCCCCACCGGAGUCAUCAGCUCUACGGAAGUGAAGAAACCAAACCACCGUCUUUUAUAAAUUGCCAUGGAAACCAAGUGCCUUCAAUGAAACAAGCCUGAUUUCAAAAAAAAACAAAAACAAAAACAAAAAAACCGAACAAUAUAUAUAUAUAUAAAUAUAUAUAUAUAAAAAAAAAUUAUAAUAAAUGUAAUAACGAUGAUUUCGACACGGAAGCUUUGCACCGCUGAAAACGCGGGCUGUGCAAAGUCUUUUCUAAACAAACUCUGGAGCCUGGGUGUGCAGGCAAGGAGACGGAGCCGCUUCUGGAGAAGGAUGGAUGGACCUAAGCUGCUGUGGAAAGCCUUUGGGAUGAGAUCCGUGCUGUGUGACCUUGCAGACAGCCAUGGCCUUUCAGCUUCUUAUCCAUUCGAAACAGCUCCCGGCAGUGCUGCCCAUGGGAGCAGCACCUUUUGUUGUCGUCGUCGUCAUCGUUUCAGGUUCUCCAGUGGGUCAACCAGAGGAACAAAGGUGGUUCAGACACACACUUAGUGCAGAAGGUGGUGGAACACAGGAUGAUUUUCUUACUCUCCCCCUCCGUUGGGAUGACUCCCGACAUCUGGAGCUCCGGACGCUCCGAGGGGGGUCUGCCUCUGCCCCGGAGCCAGACUCGGUGCAGAGGGCGAAAGAUUAUUUUGUUAUUGUAGCGAAAUUCAAAAAACAAACAAACAACAAAAAAAAGUUAAAAAAAAUAAAAAGAAUCCACUUUUACAAGGAAAAAAAAAAAAAAAAAGCUGUACAAAAUGGGUUCAAGCUACCCGAACACGUGCCGGUUUUCCACUGCAUUGUAAAGUUCCCUUCCAGUUGGUUAUGAAAUUUGAUGACCUUUUUCCUUAAAUUAGCUCAGCUUUUAACUUCAUUUAAAAAAAAAAAGACUUUUGUCUAAAGAAGAGUAUUAUUAUUAUUAUAAUUAUAAUAAUUAUUAUUAUUAUUCUGUGUUCUCUCGACACCCUAGGAUUAAAAGCAAAACCUGAUAUGCAAAUAAUUGGAGUACAAACGUGAAAACAAACAAAAGAUGAGUAUAAUAAUUGCAAAUAUGAGUAUAAAAAGCACAACGAGAUGCAGUAAAACAAUGACAAGGCUUGAUUUUUUUUAUUCUGUAGAGAAAUGUUUGUGCAAAUUCAGUAAUUCCACUGAAGAGAUAAUUUUCCAGCUCUGUUCAAUAAAGCCUCUUUCCAGGUAAGGCAGCCCCGUGGUGCGUGUGUUUGUUGAGACGCUGGCAGGGCUUUCCUUGGUCAGCUGCUGUCACCUGGAGUUGUACUGGUCCAUACUGGUGGUGCCUGGGGGCUGGAGCAUUCCCAGGAUGCUCUUGGCUCCCUGGUUUUUAGGCAUUUUUGGUGUCUUUAAGUUCCUGUGCUUGGAAAAUAGUGGGAGCUCCAAGUCAGGACAUUUUCAGAGAAUCCCAGGAUGGUUUAGGUUGGAAGGGACCUUAAAGCUCAUCCCUGGAAUCACAGAAUAUUCUGAGCUGCAAGGAUCAUCGAGUCCAAAUCUGAACUGAAUGGUCCCUGUGGGGAUCGAACCCACAACCUUGGGGUUAUCAGCACCUUGCUCUGUUUGGAAGAAAGUGGGAACUCCAAAUCUGGAAUGGACUGUGGGGUUUGGAAGAUGGUGGGAGCUCCAAGCCUGGAUGGACUGUGGGGUUUGGAGAACAAUGGGAGUUCUGAGUGUGGAUGGACCAUGGGGAUUGAAAGAAAGUGGGAAGCUGCAAAUCCAGAUGGACGAUGAGGUUUGGAAAGCAGUGGCUUUGAGUCUGAUGGACCAUGGGAUUUGGAAUAUGGUGGGAACUCUGAGCCUGGUGGCCUGUUGGGUUUGGAACACGGUGGAAGCUCCAAAUUUUCAAGGACUCUGUGGCUUGGAAGUCAGUGGGAAUUCUGAGUCUGAAGGACUGGGGAAUUUGAAAAAAAGUGGGAACUCUGAGUCUGGAUGGACUGUGGUGUUUGGAAGACUGCGAGAAUUCCAAGUCUGGAUGGUCUGUGGGGUUUAGAAGGAAUUGGGAACUCCAAGUCUGGAUGGUCUGUGGGGUUCAGAUGACAAUGGGAAUUCACAGCCUGAUGAACUGUGGGGUCUGGAAAGUGGUGGGAACUCUGAGUCAGGAUGGACUAUAGUGUUUUGAAGAAAGUGGAAGCUCCAAAUCUGGAUGGACCAUGGGAUUUGGAAGAAAGUGAGAGCUCUGAGCCUGGAUGAACUGUGGGGUUUGGAAGAUGUUGGGAAUUUUGACUCUGGUGGCCUGGGGAUGGUGGAACUCUUGAGUCUGGAUGGACUGAGGUGUUUGAUACCCUUAAUACAAAUCCCCAAAUUUCCCAUUGGAAGCUCUGGAUUUUAACUGUGCAUGGAUGGAUGGAUGGAUGGAGGAGCAGGUCAGGCAUGGUGAGACCCUGAGGCAGAUUUUUUUUGGAGGUUGGUGUAUCUUGGAACUCAGGAUCCAAACCUUGCCCUGCAUCUUCCCACGGAUGUCUCCUAGAGCCAUGGAACUGAGGGGUGAUCCAAGAGGCUUCUCCAUGGGUGAUUUUGGCAGGACUCCCUUUGGAAGGGCUUUGGGAGCCAGAGUGACUGUCUGUCAGUCACUUCCACAGAAUCCCAGAAGGUUUUGGUUGGAAGGGACCUUAAAUCUCAUCCCAUUCCAACCCCACAAGCAGGGACACCUUCCAUAGACCAGGAAGGAAAGGAGAACAGGAAGAAUUCCAUCGCCUUUAAAAUACUUCUCUGUUUUUCCCUCGAAUUUCCCUCGAAAAUCCCAACUGAACCUUAGGUGCCCAUUGGAGAUGAACAGCCCGGGCAGAGCUGUGGCUGCAGGGCUGGUGCUGGUGGUGUGAUGGGAACUGUGUGGGAAAUUAGGAUUUGGGAAGGGCCCUGUGAUUCCUCUUUGAUAAAGGAGUUGGUUGAUAAGGAACAGGAGAUCUUGCACCGUUGUUUGGAUCCCAAGCAAAAACUGCAGGUUGAAAUCCAUCUUUCCUCUUUCCAUUUGGAUUCUCCUUUCUCUCAUUCCCAUGGAACAUUUGAUAAAGAAUUUCAAUUGACAAAGACCACAGAUGUCUUUUUUCAGGGCAGAAUAAUCUGUGUGUCCUGAAAAUCCCAGGUUUUUGUGGGAAAGGAAAUGUAUUCCCAUGCCUGUUCCCAUUUUACUCUGGGCUGCAGGAGGUGCUAAGAAAAGCAGGAUUUUUUCUUCCAAAUGUUGAUUGUAGGAGUAGUUCUAUCUUCUUUUACAUUCCCAAAAUAAAACACUGAAAAGGAAAUGGGAUUUUACUCCAGGCCAGGAAUAAGAAGAACAGACUGAGAUAUGAAUUUCGUACUCUUGGUUAUUAUUUCAUGUUGCAUUUUGGACUGAAAAUUGAUGUGAAAAUGUUGGAUCAACCAUCAAAGGCGGUUGGAACUGACAGUUCCCUGGAAUUUGAAACCCCUCUGAUUCUGUUCUGGGGUAUCCAACCUUGAAAUGUCCUUGAUGGAUUUUUAAACUGGACAUCAAAUACUGAAUUGUGCAGCAACUGCAGUCCUUGGAUGUUGGGAAAAGUGGCUGGGUUUGAUGGGAUGGCUGCAGGAAUUAUCUGGCUGUUCCCAAAGCAGAGGAGGGUGGAGCACAGGAUAAGUUUUCCAGGUUUUUUCAGUUCUUUCUCAGGCUGAUCUGGGAGCAUAAGGAUGGCACUGGAGAACUUCCUCUUUUGUUUCACAAAGCACAGUGAAUGCGAAACCAUGGAACUGUAGAAUUAUGGAGUAGUUUGGGUGAAAGGGACCUUAAAUCCCAGCCAGUGCCACCCCUGCCAUGGCAGGGACACCUCCCACUGUCCCAGGCCCCAGUGUCCAACCUGGCCUUGGCCAGUGCCAGGGAUCCAGGGGCAGCUUCUCUGGACAACCCAAAUCCCACAUAAAAUCAUGAAACACUCGGAUCUCACCAUGCCACCAAUCCACCUCUUCUCCAGCCUGGCCUGGAUCCUGGAUGGGACACAAGGAGUGAUAAAACCAUGGAUUAGAAGGGAGUAAACCCAUUCCAGUGACACCGUGGAUGCACAAUUAGGGUUUGAAGGCCAGAAAUGCCUGGGAAUGCGAAAUUUCUUUUUAAUUUGGGACAGGAACUGCUGGUUCCUCCUAAAGUGGUGGAGCUGCACCUUCCAACCUCUGCAAGCCCCAGCCUCCACUGACCCCAGAGCUUUCCUUGACAUCCAGCACUGGAAUUCCUGCUGCAUCCACCAUGGAGAUGGAAUAAUCAGUUUUGGGGCGAUUGGGAUCCCCCAGACUUUAAAACAAAGUUGAUCUUCAUCUUCUUGUUCAUUGUCUCUUUUCCUGCCUAGACAGGACAGUGAAUUCCCUUCGUAGGGAGCAGUUCAGGCAGAAGGAUCUGAUUUUUUUUCCAUGCUGAGUGGAAGAGGCUUUCCUGGUUUUAUUUUGGGAGAGUUUACCUGCUGGGAAUGUUUAUUUUGUAUAUUGAAGGGUUAUUGAGACUCUCUUCCUCCCCCAGAAGUGUGUGAUCCAUCAGGAAAAUGGCUCUUUGGAGCACUUCCAUUAAAAAAAGGCUCCAGUUUGGAGUUACAAGCACUCCCUGCCUCUCCCAUGCUAAUAGAGAGAUUGGGAGACAUCUGGAAUAAUUUUUGGAUUUUCCCAUAAAACUAUCAAAGGCUAUAAAAAAGGUUAUUUUUACAUUUCAAUUUUUUUUUAUUUUUAUGUAAAAUAAGCAGCACUGCAGGAAUAUUCUACCCUUUUUACCUGCUCCACCACGAUUCCAGUGUCAGCCAGCACAGAAGGAAUGAAACCAUUGGAUUAUCCCUUGUGUGAAGGAAUUUAAGGACCUGCAGCUCCUGCAAUCCCACAUUCUUGGGAUUUACAGUGUGAAGAAGUUUUCUGUCAUCCGUCCCUAAACCCCUGACUGCGUCACCCCAGAUCCCAUGGGAAUGUUGGUGUAGGCGGGAAUUGUGCUCUGUAUGAUGAGAGAGAGGAGUGAUCAUUAACCCAAACACAGGGAAAUUGGGAUUGUACAUCCUGCUCUUCCCUGUUAAAAUAUUAUUUUGUUUUCCUUUGGAUCUGUCAGACUGGGGAGCUUGUAUUCAACACAUCCCAGAAUCCCAGAAUGGUUUGGGUUGGAAGGGACCUUAGAUCCCAUCCAGUCCCACCCUUCCAUGGGCAGAGGCCUUUCCAUUAUUCCAGUUUGUCCAAGCCCAUCCAACCUGGCCUUGGAUAUCUUGUGUGUCAUUAAAACCCAAGUGAGAACAGACUGAGGGAGUUACCAGAGAACUCGAUGGACUCCGUAGGUGUGAGGAGAAAUUCCCUCUUCCCUGAGCACCCCUCCUCAAAUUCCCGAAAACAUCCCAGUUCAGCCAUGACCCACCAGUCAUUUCCCAUUGGGAGCACCGUAAUGGAAUCAUGGAAUCAUUUAGGUUGGGGAUUAGCUCCAAGAACAUUGAGUCCAACCAUGCCCCAGCACAGCCAAGGCCACCACUGAUCCAUGUCCCCAAGUGCCACAUCCACAGGGCUCUGAAAUCCCUCCAGGAAUGGGAAUUCCCUGCUGCCCUGAGCAGUUGUUCCAACACCUGACAAUGAUGAAAUCCAUCUCAGAUUCCUGAUAAGAAACUGAAACAAAAACAGGACCAUUUGUGCUCCCUCUGGAUGGGCCUGGAUGGAUGGGAUGGAUGGAUGGAUCUGUGCCUCUCCUGCCUGGUUCCUCUGUGACACAUUCAGGUUGGAUGUCACCUUAGGGGACAUAUGACAGGUGAUUUACAACCGAUUUCCUUCCUUUUCCAGUCUCUGUAAGAUUUUUUUUUCCCAUUGAGAAGGAGAUUGGAAUGUUGAGUGCUUGGAUGAGUGAAUCUUGAGCUUUGCUCACCACCAAUGUCAUGGCUACAGCUGGAGAAACAUUCCUGCCAAUCCCUUGGGAUCCAGGAUUUGUGCAGGAAACUUCCACCUUCCACGGAUGGGAGGGAAAAGCAGGAUCACUGCAACAAUCAUGCCUAGAGGAAUUUUUGGAUGGAUGCGACCACAAAAGGGAUUGGAGAAACACAAAUUCUUGAGAGUAAGCAUGAAGAGCCUCAGCACCUUCUCAGGAACGCUCAGAUCUGCUGCACACUCCAACUGCAAAGGGGACAAACGUGGUAUCUGUGUCUGUAAAUACCCUAUAAAUACCUGUAAUUGGAUGUAUUUAAUGUAAAUAGAUAACGAGGACAUUUUCACGAUCUCCACUGUUGUACAGAACCCAAACUUGCUCUCUUAUUUUCCUACACCCCCACUGUAGAUUGAUUUUGGGUCAUUGUUGGGUCUGUAUCUGGUUGAGUUCCAAACUGCUCUCACUUUUACCUCAAGGGUUUCAUGUUCUUUAUGUACAUUUUAUAAAGAAAAAAAGAAACCACUCUGGAUUUUUGGGUACCUUUUCCA
This is a messenger RNA of Camarhynchus parvulus, 10105 nucleotides long. It is a transcript of the gene MDGA2, whose product is annotated as MAM domain containing glycosylphosphatidylinositol anchor 2. Bases 65 to 2935 code for a protein of 956 amino acids. Gene Ontology annotation, cellular component: plasma membrane. The record is from RefSeq and is a predicted model, not a curated record. Lineage: Eukaryota; Metazoa; Chordata; Aves; Passeriformes; Thraupidae. Gene Ontology annotation, molecular function: protein binding. Gene Ontology annotation, biological process: homophilic cell-cell adhesion; nervous system development. The transcript has 17 exons.